ACCAAUGAUUUUUCGAUCACGUGACCACAACAGGUUAUAUUUAAUGGCGGCCGCCGUUGCUGGCUGCUCUGUGGGGCUCCCCAGCAGGAAAGGAGUGAAUUGUUUCCUUCGAAGAGUUUCAUCUCUCGGAAGGUGGAGUCGCUCCAAAGAUCUCCUGUGUGAGCAACAUCGUAGCUUUUUCUGGCGGAAAUGGAAAAGUUCUCACAACGUGGUUCGGCCUGCUACUGUUCGGCCAGCCUACGCAGUACCUAAGCACAUCGUGCAGCCUGACUACGUCAGCACUGGGCUGGUCCCAGAAUGGCCAGACUACAUCGAGAUCAAGAACCAAGAGCAGAUCGAAGGCCUUGCUAGAGCAUGUCAACUUGCCAGACAUGUACUUCUACUUGCUGGAGGCAGUCUGAAAGUUGGCAUGACAACAGAUGAAAUAGACUUCAUUGUGCACCAGGAGACAAUCAGGCACAAUGCUUACCCCUCCCCUCUUGGAUAUGGAGGUUUUCCUAAGUCGGUCUGUACGUCUGUGAACAACGUGGUGUGUCAUGGCAUACCUGACAGCCGCAAACUUGAAGACGGUGACAUUAUCAACGUCGACGUCACAGUGUAUUUGGAUGGCUACCAUGGUGACACCUCAGAAACCUUCUUGAUUGGUCAGGUGGAUGAGGUCGGCCAGCGGCUGGUGGAGACGGCGAGGCGUUGCAGAGACGAGGCCAUCGCCGUAUGCAAACCAGGAGCGGAGCUUUGUGUUAUAGGAAAUACUAUCAGUGAAAUAGCCCAGUCCGAUGGCUUUCAAGUUUGUCCGUAUUUCAUUGGACAUGGAAUAGGCUCGUAUUUUCAUUGCCAUCCUGAGAUUUGGCACCACGCUAAUGAUAACGACAUAACCAUGGACGAAGGGAUGUCUUUCACAAUAGAGCCUAUAGUGAUGGAGGGGUCUCCAGAGUUCAGAAUCCUUAAGGACAAAUGGACCGCGGUGUCGGUCGACGAUAAAAGGUCAGCUCAGUUUGAACACACGGUGCUCAUCACAGCCGACGGAGUGAAGAUUCUCACCAAACUACCAGAAGAAAACAAUCUGUGACAGAAAUGGACUGCUACCUCGAAUGGUACAUCAGUUGUGGGUCUAAGCUACUUUUUGUGAUUUUAAAAAAGAAAAACAGUUAUGCUACCAGAUCUUAACGUAGAAUGGCAAAGACCAAGGUUUUCAAUCUUGUUCCGUGUGUUGUACGGGAGCUCGAGUCUUACUGCUGAAGCUGACCUAAUUAUGUGGUUGAGGCAUUUCAUUGUCUUACAAAUUACGUUUUUCUUAAGCUAAAUGCCAGUUUCCCCUCACAUAAACCUUUUGUGUAAACCUUUUAAUGUAACUUUCUAAGUUACAUUAAGAAAAUAAAAUAAUGUUCUUUUCUUUUUUUUAGUUUUACUCCCUUUGUGUGUUUAAGCUUGAAAUUUAUUUUUCUUGAAAUACUUAGCUCUGAACUCUUCCUAUCCAAAUUCAGAAGAUAAAUGCAGCCAGGAGGUGGCAGCACAAACUCGGACUUUGCCGAUAAUGUUUCACGCCCUUUCAGUCUGUUAAAUAGAAGCAGCUCUACACCCCAUUUGACCCUUUUGUAUUUGUUCCUCAUUGCAGGGGUGGAAAAACCCGUGUGUAAAUCUGAGUUUAAGCAAGCCUGCCUCUUGACACUGAAGUCUCCAUGUUGACGUUAAUCUAAAGCAGCUGUCAUCAGUUAUGCACCAUCCCCAAGUUGCAGAGCCUGAAACUAAUUGCUCAGAGGCUUGAUAAGCACUGUGCAAUGUAAUAUCUUGACUUUAUAUUUUUAGGUCAAAUUAAAAAAGGAAGGCGUUAAGUAUUUGCUCGGUGGAAGUAAAAGCAAUCUAUUGACUUUUCUUUACUGUGACCUGUCUCUGCAUCCGGUCUUCAGAUUGAUGCAAUGUUGAGCAAAACGCGAGAACAAGUUCAGACGAGGCUCUUAAAGUAUCUUGAGCGCAACUAAGAGGUUGGCUACCGCUUUAGCCGCUACACCGCUAUGAAUGUUUGCGUAAAUGCUGAUAAAUCUCAAGAGGCUCGGUAAUAUGCGAUCCCAGCCCGUUGUAAGGGUGUGUUUUCAUUUCCUGCUGGUGUGUGUGUGUGUGUGUGUGUGUGUGUGUGUGUGUGAGUGAGGCAGAGUGGGUAUGUGUGGUCAUGCCAACAGUUUGUGGGCGAAGCAGGAAGGAUUAAUCAAAUAAAGGUGGGUCGUGUUCAGCCAGGAUAUGAUUCAAGUUUUAACAUAUUAAAUGAUUAAUAUCAGGUGACACAACUCACUUAUAUUUUUGUGACACUUUCAUUUAACGUACAGAAAAAACCCCUCCAAAUUCCCAGGCUCCACAUUUGAUCACAGUUUUAGUUAUUUGUUAAAGAUCUUUGAUUUUCAGGGCGGGACGUGCAAACCUGAAGGAGCUUGCACUCCUUAUGAAUCAGAUUGUGAUGACGCAUACAUUUUUUUUAUAAUCGGCAUCCUGCAAAUGAUUGACGAAGAGCCUAACGUUCAGCUUGAGCAUGGGAUUUUUAUGAUGAUGAUAGAUUCAGCAAAAGUGGAGAAGUGAAGGCAGAGAUAUGCAACAUAGAAUAAGUAGAUAAAGCGAGGGGGUGGGGGGUACUUGAGGGAAUUUUUGCUGCUGUCUUUCAUUAUUUUCCUGCAUGUUGGGACUCAAUCCCAAACCCUUUCUUUGCAGUUUUAUUGUAAAAAUCCUCAGCCAGUGGAGAAGUGGAAAUCUUAAUACUGGGGAGCGUAAGAUUUUAAUUUAUUUUUUUUACCCAGCUUUUAUAAAUUUGUUACCUAAAGAUGUUCCUCAAGCCUGUUUCACUUUCCAGGUGCGCAUACCUAAAUCCCUGUCUUUCUGUGAGUGAAGCUGUUAUAUUUCACACCUUUCUGGGACUUUUCACCGUGAAGCACCACAGACAUUUGUGGUUUCCCUGGUGAUCUGCAGCGUUGUGACAUUAACAGAGUGACGCAUCAUUCCCAAACCUGUGCAGGCAGAUAUGCCUUAUGCACGACAGACAAAUGUUAUCUGCUUAUUCAUACUCUGUAAUGAUUUGCUUCGUCAGUGAAUCCAAGGGCUACACUAACACCUGAGCUUUGCUGAACCAGGACAUCUGGCCUCAGGCUGAACCAGACUGGGUGACGCCCAAUUCCUGAGGGUUUCUACAAACUGGAGGAUAAGAAAGUGGAAAUAAAGACAACAAAACAUUCAAACACA
Molecule: messenger RNA, 3222 nt
Organism: Poecilia latipinna (sailfin molly)
Lineage: Eukaryota; Metazoa; Chordata; Actinopteri; Cyprinodontiformes; Poeciliidae
Gene: metap1d
Product: methionyl aminopeptidase type 1D (mitochondrial)
Exons: 10
Coding region: 5-1069 (354 amino acids)
Biological process (GO): proteolysis
Molecular function (GO): metalloaminopeptidase activity
Source: RefSeq, a predicted model, not a curated record